AUGGCUUCUCCGUCAGAUCUCGCCGACGACUCUUGUCGAGAUCCAGUUACAGAGUCGGAAACUCUUUCGGGGAACCCUAGCUUAAUCGAGAAACCGAGCGUAGAGCAAGGAAAUGUUACCGUGGAGGAUGACAAUUCUGUCGCUAACAAAGCCCUAAAUCUAGAAUCAGCACAGGAGGAAACGCAGAACCAGGAAGAUCCCGAGGAGUCCGACGCCAUAGAUCAGCAACCAGAGGCGUCGAUUGAAGAAAGUAGGAACGAAGAGGACGACAUGGACGCAAGGCAAGCCGUCACCUCUUUGGUUUCUCGCCGUGGAGGUGGGCCGAAGCGAAAUAAAUUGAAACAGAAGAGACGCAAGGGGCAAGAGAAGGCGAAGGCAAAGCUCGAGAUACAUCUGAAAACCUUGAAGCCCAUUCCUUUCGUUCCAGGUAAAACCCUAGAUUUUUCUCGGCACGAAAAGCUCUUGAAGACGCUAGGUAUCUGGGAAUUUCUGCACUUGGAGUUUGACCAAAAUAUCCGUCAGGAUUUGGUAGCCAAGCUUAUCGCUUUCUAUGUUCCAGAGAGUAGAUGCAGCUAUGUAAAUGAGUCUAGGAUCAAUGUUAGUCGUGCUGAUUUGGCUCGAGCUUUGAAAUUGCCAAAGAAGAAAGACCUUAACCUUAGCAUCACAGAUGAGGAGAGAGAGAUUCUGGAUAGGGAUGAAUCAGCCAAGUUUAUCGAGGAGAUUCUUUCAACUUGGGUUCUACUGCAAAGUGAUGAUAUGUGGAUUAUGCCGGUAGAGGUAGUUGAAUGGGGAAAGGAUAUAAAGCAAAAGCAAUUGGAAAAGUUAGAUUGGGCUGGGUUGAUCUGGUUCAUGGUUGAGAAAGAACUGAAAGCGGAGCCUCCGCUUGGUGAUUGCUUUUUUGCUUCGCAUCUGCAGCUGUUGAUUAAAACACAGAAGGAAGAUUUGCUGAGGAAAAAACCUGAAGAGGAAGAAGACGAUGAUGAUGAUGUAAAGGAGGUUGAUUUAUUGGUAAAAUCUCCAAAAGAAGAGUGUUUGGAGGUUGAGGAGGAAAAUGUUGGUGCUGCAGAUUCAAGAGAUGAUGAUGGCGCCACUGAAUCAAAAGAGGAGAAGUAUGUGGCGGAACAUAUGAUCGAAUUGAAUCUCGGGCAAGAGAUUGGGUCAGAAAUGGUCCUUGUGGAGGAGCAAGAUCCUGAGGGGGCAAUGGAUGCUGAGGAAAAUAAGAAAGAAGAGGAGGAAAGGUUGCCAUGGAAUGAAGACACUCAUGCUGGUUCUCAUUUCCUUCGCCGUUGCCAUCUUAGUAGUGCUAGUGCUAGGGAAGGAGACGAAGAUAAUACAAUAGAAGGAUCUAUGGAAAUGGGAGAAGACGAACCAAUUGAAGAUGUUGGGGAAGAAGAAACUGAGGAAGAUGAUGAGAAGUAUGAAGGAGGGUUUCCCUUUUUCCCAAAUGGCAAUUCCCUUCAUGGAGUUUCCGAAGAGAAUCUCAUGUUAGAAGCACCUCCCUUAGGAGGUUACAACUCUGGGUUACAAAUUCAUGGCAACUCGAGUGGUGGUGAUUUCCUUGCUUCUAGGGUUGACAUGCAUAUGGGCAUGGGUUCAGGUAGUUCUUCUCUGUUCGGGAAUGGCAACAACAAGAGGGAGAUGGAUCACGAGAAUGAUAUCUCUUAUCAUAUUCAUAACCCCGCCAAUAAGAGAUUGAGGACAGAAGAACCCUCUUGGGAAGAAAAGCCACCUCCGUUUGAGAUGUGCAUGGAUCACAUUCAGAGCUGGGUGGAAAAAGCUAGGCUGUCAUGUACUGAAAGAGAUCAAGAGCGUGCACAGUCUGCUAUGAACCAGCAGUAUCUGAUGAGGGAACUGCAAAAUAAGGAAGAAGUGAUUCAGGACUUGGAAAGAAGCAAGUUUGAGGAGCAACAGAGGAAAGACGUAAUGAUCUAUAGGCUUGAGAGUGAGCUUCGUAUGAUGGCAAGUGUACUAGAGGGUUAUAGGAAGGCUUUGAAAGAAACAAAAAAGGCAUCCAGAGAGCACAGGAAACGUUGCCCUUUGCGUGAUGAUAAAGCAGUCUACAUGGAUGUCAAAGGUUCUGGAGGAUUAGUUCUGUGCACUACUGAAGUUGAAAAGCUGAGAUUGAAGCAAGAGGCCGAGGACAAGAUGACACGAGCUCUAGUAGAGAAACAGAUUGGAGAGUUUGAAAGUGAGUGGCUUCAAGGAUUUCAAGAACAUAUGGAGGAACUAGAGCUGCUGAACGAUCGACUGACCGAGGCUGAAAAUGAAGUGAAGAUCGCUAGAGAAACACUUUCCGAAAGGAAGAAUCAUGAGACUUCUGAAGUUGCUGCUGCUACAGAAGAAAUCUGA
Microthlaspi erraticum is the source of this 2349-nucleotide messenger RNA. The record is from the annotation of a GenBank genome assembly. NCBI's taxonomy places the organism in Eukaryota, Viridiplantae, Streptophyta, Magnoliopsida, Brassicales, Brassicaceae.